Messenger RNA from Oldenlandia corymbosa var. corymbosa, 1548 nucleotides. The record is from the annotation of a GenBank genome assembly. NCBI's taxonomy places the organism in Eukaryota, Viridiplantae, Streptophyta, Magnoliopsida, Gentianales, Rubiaceae.
AUGGAGGCGAGGGAAGCUAAGUGGAGAUGUGAAGCACUUAAAUCCCGUAUUCAGAAUCUGAGAGUUCAAUCUGCAUCUUCUUCUUCUUCAAAUAAUUGGAUAAAAACCCUUCUCAGAUUACUCCAAUCUGAGCUCUGUUUCAUCAAUCGCCUUUCACACACUCCCUCCCAGUCCCCUUCUUCAUCUCUAAGCCUUAACAUUGGUCAUCUAGAAUCAGUUGUUCACAUACUUGAGCAGCCGUUUAUAAGUGGAGUAUCCCGGGUCUGCAAGACUAUUGCUUUGUCUUCCUCAAAACAGUUUCAACCUGAAGCUGCUUCUGGUGUGAAAAGGAUCUAUGUUGAUAUUGUGUGCUUCCUUAACAAUACCCCAGUAUGGUUUAUUGUUUCUGACCGAAAUCCGAAAUACAUUUCAUGGCAUGGUUCUUCCAGGAACAAGGGUCUGAGAACCCGCGUGAUGCAGCUUCUUGAUGCAGCCCGAUAUUCUGAGAUGCUAAGGCCAUCUGCUCUCAUCCUUUUCUUCUCAAACGGACUAGAUGAUACUAUCCGUAAGAAUCUUCAAAAUGAGUUUGGAGCUGCUGACUUGGGAUUGGAAUAUUCAAGUUUGGAUAUUACAUUUGCCAAUGAAACUGAGGAUGAGUGGAUCAGUGUAUUUGCAAGAUCAUAUCAAGCCGCGCAUGUUCUCAAAAUAGAAAUAGGCAUGUCUUCAAAAAAUGUGGUUCCAACUUCAGCAGAAGCAUGGAAGAUGGAACCGCCAGUAUUCCUGUUCUCUGAGGAGCAAAUUGAUGUUAGCAGCUUGGCUGUGGGUGAAUCUUUAUGUACUCUCGUUUCGGAAAUGAAGUGCUGCUUCCAAGAUGUUGAAAAUAGCCAACUGGAAAACCCAUCUAACUGCCAUGGCCGAUUGGUCAAUUUUGACACGACAGCAAUGGUUGCCAUUGUCUCUGGUAUAAGCAAUGGAGGAAUCAACUGGCUUUUGUCUUCUCCAGAGAGCAAGCUUAGAAGUCGAUUUAAGAGCAAUUAUGAGUUUGUGAUUUCCCAGGUUAAUUCCGAGAUCACAAAACCAAUUCACAAAGAACUAGGCAGUGUCUUAUCUGGCAAGGGAGGAAUUGUAUGUCAGAGUGUUUAUUCAGAAUUUCAGGAGAUAGUUUCAAUGUGUGGUGGGCCGAAAGAGAAGUUAAGAGCGAGUUAUCUUCUGAAACACUUAAGGGUUGUAUCUGAUUGUCCGUCGGGCCGCAUGAUGAACCUUCCUACUACCAGAAAGCUGGCAUUAAAAAACAAGGUACAAAAUAGAAGUGAGCGUUGAGGACGACACGCAAGGUGACUGUGCUUUUGUGCUAUUCGAUCGUACGUGACUCUCAUGAAUAUAAAUACUUGCCAGGAAUUGCGUGAAUCAGUUGUAGAGGUAUCGAUACUUAAGUUUUAAAAAUGUUUACCCACACAAAACUAAAAAUAUGUAAUUAAAAUAUUUAAUUUAAUUUAUGACAUUAUUUAACCUCAUCAAGUUGUACCCAACAAGGAAGUGCCAGAAGUGCUCUAUUAGUUGGUAGGGAAG